AUGCUCCAAGCGCAGAGCCAGCACGUCUUCUCCCAUCAGCAUCAAUAUCCCCAGGCGGAUCCAUCGUGGUUGCAGCAUCAGCAACAGCAGCAGCAACACCAGGCCCAGCACCCGCACCAGCCGCAGCACCAGCAGCAGCACGCCUCCCUGGUCGCCCAACAACAUGCUCAGGUUCAGGCUGCCGCCGCUGCCGCGCAGCAGCAACAACACUAUGGUCGCCUUGCCAUGACCGGUAAUGGCGUUGGUAAUCCUGCGCAGAGCGGCGCUGGCGGGAUGGGCGAGGCCGGUCUGUCUAAUGUCUCUGUCAUGGAUGGCGGGAUCAGUGAGGAGAACCGAAAAGUGUUCAUCUGGGUCGCAGAGUUACUGGACCCGACUCGCAGAGAGGCAGCCUUGAUGGAACUCAGCAAGAAACGGGAACAGGUUCCAGAGCUUGCGCUGGUGAUUUGGCACUCUUUCGGCGUCAUGACCGCGCUGCUUCAGGAAAUCAUCUCAGUCUACCCGCUCCUCAACCCUUCCCAGUUGACCGCCGCCGCAUCAAAUCGGGUCUGCAAUGCGCUGGCGCUUCUGCAGUGUGUCGCCUCCCACAACGAGACCCGCACUCUUUUCUUGAACGCUCACAUCCCCCUCUUCCUCUACCCGUUUCUGAACACGACAUCCAAGUCGCGUCCCUUUGAGUACCUCCGCCUCACCUCGCUGGGCGUCAUCGGUGCGCUGGUGAAGAAUGACUCUUCCGACGUUAUCAACUUCCUCCUCACUACGGAGAUUAUUCCCCUCUGCCUUCGCAUCAUGGAGACGGGAUCCGAACUCAGCAAGACCGUGGCGAUCUUCAUCGUGCAGAAAAUCCUGCUGGACGACAUCGGUUUGGCGUACAUUUGUGCGACCUACGAGCGGUUCUACGCUGUGGGCACCGUUCUCAGCAAUAUGGUCACGCAGCUGGUGGAGCAACAGACAGUCCGGCUCCUCAAGCAUGUCGUGCGCUGCUUCCUUCGCCUGAGCGAUAACAGCAGGGCCCGGGAGGCUUUGCGGCAGUGCCUGCCCGAGCCCCUUCGGGAUGCCACCUUCUCGUCCGUACUACGCGAUGACGCUGCCACCAAACGCUGCCUCGCUCAACUCCUCAUCAACCUCUCCGAUAACGUCUCGGACGGCGCCCCGCCGGCUAUGUAA
Molecule: messenger RNA, 1164 nt
Organism: Penicillium lagena
Lineage: Eukaryota; Fungi; Ascomycota; Eurotiomycetes; Eurotiales; Aspergillaceae
Product: Rcd1-like cell differentiation family protein
Exons: 4
Coding region: 1-1164 (387 amino acids)
Biological process (GO): mRNA catabolic process; negative regulation of translation
Cellular component (GO): CCR4-NOT core complex; P-body; CCR4-NOT complex
Source: RefSeq, a predicted model, not a curated record